Molecule: messenger RNA, 5991 nt
Organism: Symbiodinium natans
Lineage: Eukaryota; Dinophyceae; Suessiales; Symbiodiniaceae
Source: the annotation of a GenBank genome assembly
AUGAAUGUUCAGGGAAAAGAAGAGGAGAGGCCUAAGCUAGAGAGGUUUGACGGGACGCAGCCAGCAACGUAUCGCAAGUGGAGAAGAAAGGCGGAGUUGAUGUUGCUGGCCUUACCGACCACCUACUCGAAGGAUCGAUGGGGUGCCAAGCUGAUGGAGUUUCUAUCGGGCGAAGCAGAAGAAGUGUGCGAAGGCAUUGCGCUCGAGAAGAUCAUCAAGGAAGGUGGCCACGAAAUCAUCUUCGAGACUUUGGAUGGUCGCUACAAGGACUUGCAAAAGGACGCCUUGCAAAAGCACUUGACGGAGUACUUUUAUGGGACAAGCAUCAAGGCUGGAGAGAGCUACAGGAACAUGACCAUUCGCCUGGAGACAGCAUACCGCAGACUGCAAGAGCACAAGGUGGAGCUGCCAGAUGAAGUGAGAGGCUGGUUCCUGCUGCGAAAGCUUCAGCUGGAGUCACAGGCAGAGGCCAUGGUGCUCACCCAUACUCGUGGGUCCCUCAAGUACGCAGACGUGAACAGUGCGGCGCAAGCGAUCUUUCCACAAGGAUGUGCUAAGACUGGUGGGGGCAAAUCUCGAGAAGUGUUUGAGACUGAGCUCCUCGAGGAACCUGGAAAGACGAACCAGGAGACAGAUGAGCUGGAUGGAGACGACGUGUUCCAGGUCAUCGCCGACCAGAUCCAGUCCCAGGAGACCUACGACGACGAGGAGGCGAUCGAGGUGUUUGAGUCCUACCAGGACAUCCGACGGAAAAUGCAGCAGAAGAAGAUGGCCCGCGGCUACAAGGCAACAGGCACAGGAUCGACAUGGACUUUGUCGGGGACAGUGCGUGGCAAGAUUGAGCAGCUCAAGGCGCGGAGUCGUUGCCACAUCUGCCAGGAACGUGGACAUUGGAAGCGGGAGUGUCCAAAACGUAAGCCCGGAGGAGCACAACAAGCAAGUGGAAAGCAGAGUCAGGCAAGCGCAAAGACCAGUCAGACCAGCGAGGCCAUGAUCAUGGACAGUGGUGGUGGCAGCGCCAUGGACAAUCUGAACCAAGAGUACUUCCUCGAGGCAGAAGACAUCGUCAAGUUGGACACCUUUCUGGCAGAGCAAUGCGGCCAGAGGGAGGGUGGCCCAGCAGGCUUAGAUGUCCUGCAUGCUGAUGGCGAAGAAGUGACAGGGGAUCUUGGGCAGAGUGUUUUUGAGUUUUUCCAGAAGCAAGGUCACGCAUCGGGCAGCGAGGCAUACAUGGCCGAUCUUGCUACUCAUGGGGUUCCAGACACUGCCUGUAGACGAACACUCAUAGGUGAAGCAGUUCUACAGCGCAUGUCUGAAGUACUGGGAAGGGUUGGGCUGCAAGUUUUAUUCGUGAGAGAGAGGCAUGAGUUCAAGUUUGGCAAUGCCGGGUUGAUUCAGACGGACAGAGCAGCCAUCAUUCCAGUACGGUUAGGAAGCCGACAGCUAGCAAUAAAGGCAGCUGUGCUGCCUGGUAGUGGCUCUGAAGCUCCACUGCUUCUUUCCAAGGAGAUCAGCGCCAUGAGCUAUCCGAGCACCGAUGUGGAGAUGCAGGGCGCGAACAACUUCGUUCAGACCCCUCUGAUUGCCGGCUUGAUUGCCGAGGUGCAGCCGCAGUUGGAGGCGCAGGACCAGGUGGAGCUGAGUGCGUCGAUCCUGGAUCAACUAUCAGAUCACGAAGAAGACGCGCCAGAAGGGCUCGUGCCAGGGCUAACAGGGCGAAUCAUCUUCAACGUCGGGAAGUAUCAGAAAGCAGGCGCAGCGGUGAACUUUGCGACGUCCUAUCUCACCGACAAGAGCUACGUGGCGUGGGUGCGGAAGUUCGUGAAGUCAGGCCCAGAUGCAGCGGGGAAGUCAUCGCAUCCGACAAUGACACAGUUCCGACUGUACGUGGCCUUGAGAGAUCAGCGCAAGUCGCAGAGAAUCCAGAGAGGGUCGGAGCCAGAACCAGCGCUGACAACACCGAGUCGCACAACGAGAGCAGUGACCGCAAUGAACUUGGGAGCAUCCCCCAAGGCGAAGAGCAGUCCAAAGCCGAAGCCAUCGCCCACAACAAGGCGUACAGUUACAUCGAGUCGAAGCCGCCAGAGUGCAGACAGGGCAGAUGUGACGGAGCUAGAGACCGAGCAUGCGGAGACUCCUUGGUUGCUGAUGCCACAUCCAGAGGAGACAAGGAUGUCGUGCACGGAGAGCGAGAGGCGCCGCCAGUUGCUGAUGAGUCAGAUCGAGGCCCUGCACCUCGAGCUGGAGCGCCUGAACGAGGACUUCGAGAGCGGCGUGUGUGUGGUUCAGGGUGGCAUGGAUGUGUUGCUGUUGGAGGGCAGUGAGAAGCUGUCUAUGAUCACGGCAGUAGGUCUUGAGUGUGAAACGUGUAGCGCUUUGAGCCGUCCCAAAUCCCAUAAUGUGACUAAGAUGCGCAGGGCUACGGAGUUCAAUCAGCAAGUGUGCAUUGACACGUUUGAGCUUGAUGUGAGACAUGCUAAAGUGCAUUUCUUGAAUAUCGUUGAUGAGGCCACCGGGUUUCAGAUGUGCACUCCGUUGUGGAAGGGUAUGCAGGCUAGACAUGUGCGAAACGCAUAUCGCAAGUCAUGGAAACGAUGGGCCGGGCCUCCUGUGAGACUGUUCUGUGACGGGGGCAAGGAGUUUGAAGGGGAGUUCGAACAUGGACUUUCGUUGGAUGGCACUUUUAGCGACGCGUCGGCUGCAUAUGCUCCAUGGCAGAAUGGACUUGUGGAAAGAAAAGGGGCUGUUUGGAAAGCGGCUUAUUCAAAGGCUCAGAUGGAGACGUAUCCUAGAAGCAAACAAGAAACCCAAGAGCUCAUUGAUCAGGUCAACAAUGCUGUGAACAGUAUGUCACGUGUUGAAGGGUUUUCGCCUUUUCAGCAUGUGUUUGGUAGAGAUUUGAGGGUGCCUGGCAUGAUUAGUUCCGACUAUGAUCCGGUCAUCAACUCGUCGCUGGCGCAGGGUGAGAGUGUGUUUGAGAGAAGAAUGGAGCUGAGAAAGGCAGCAAGAAGGGCCUUCCUUGAUGCUGAUGCCGAGAACAAGUUGCGCAAGGCAAUGGAGCAUCGGAAUCGUCCUGAGAGGGGUCCUUUUUCUGAGGGUCAGCUGGUGUAUUUUUGGAGAAAGAGUCGAUUUGAAACCAGGCAUCAUUGGCAUGGACCGGCUGUUGUGAUAGGGAAGAGCGGUAGCUCCAAAGUUUGGGUAGCUAAGGGAACGAAGGUGUACCGAUGCUGCCCUGAACAGCUGCGAAGUUUAUCGCCCGAGCAAGAGGCCAUGAUUAGAUUGCUGCCAGCUGAUAUGGUGCAUGUACGCAAUGAGGUCAGUGCGAAGGGUGCUGGGAACUUUUAUGAUUUGAGCAUGCUUGACAAGCCACCAGAUUCGCACGUAGAGGAAAGAUCUGAGCAGGACGAGCGUGAGAACGCAGUAGCAGCUCCUCCGAUGGACUUGGUGUCAGGGCAUGAGAAUGCAAUAGCAUCUCCCCCGAUGCAGUUGGAGUCAAGCCCGGAUCAAGCAGUUGAGUUGGCCGUGCUCCCUGAACAGCGCCCUAGGCGUGAGGAUCCUAGAGAUGAUGAUGCUGGAGACGUCUCUCCAAGCAAAAAGCAAAGGGUCGAGCCUGAAGUGACGCCCUUGACGCGUGCUAUGCGUGCAAGUACGGAGUUGCUAGACCAUGGUCGUAGAUUGAGCGCGAGAGCUGAGUCCUCACAGAGGCCUUCUGAGAUCCCUGUGCCUGAGGACGAUGAAGAUGAUCUUGAAGUGAUCGUCGUUGAGGGUCAAGAUCAUUGGGUGAUUGACCAUUCGCAGUCGCGCCUGGUGCGUGUGCAUGUUGUGGAAAGAUGCGUGCCUUGGAGUCCGUCGGACCAUGAGUUGCCUGUUCGCGUGGAAGAUGUGGAGUUGGUCUGUCAGUCUGUGAUGUAUACCAGAAGUGGUGAGCGACACACGCGUGAUUACGAAUGGCGCAACGUGAUGCACGAAUCAAGUACAGGGGUUGGAAAAUGGACAGGGCAGACUGUGUUUCAGCUCAAGCCAGGUUGGUCGCGACAAAGUGCAUCAUCGAUCGAGUGCUUUGAGGUUGGCGCAACGAAGAAGGGCCGAAAAGAAGUCAUUGAGUCCGAGCUGAGUCAAAAUCAGCAAGCGGGUCUGAAGAAGGCCAAGCUCAAGGAGUGGAACAAGUUGUUGAAAAGUGGAGCGAUUGUUGUUCACACGGGUCGCAAGGCAGCUCAGUUGAGGAAGUCUGUGCCUCGAAAGCGCGUCUUGAAAUCGAGAUUUGUUGUAACUGAGGCUGAACAGGGAUCACACCCUGACACGUGUGAUUUGAAGGCCAGAUGGUGCAUUCGAGGCUACCUUGAUCCAGAUGUGUUGGAGCUUGAUACGAGCGCUCCAACCUUAUCCGCAGAAGGAUUCGCAGUCGCAAUGCAACUAAUCGCGAGUCAUGGCUGGCAAUUGACAAUUGCCGAUGUUGAGGGUGCAUUUUUGCGAGGUGACAACUUGAGUCCACAGCGCGGAAGAUUGUUUAUUGACAUGCCUCCAGGUGGAAUCGAGGGCUACGAUGAUCAGUGUCUUGUUGAGGCAAUCAAAACAGUGUAUGGGCUUGCCGAUGCUCCGAAAGCCUGGUGGAAUUGCUUCAGUGGCAAACUCAAAGACCUCAACAUGCAAAUGUCGGAGUUUGACCCAUGCGUGUUUUAUUACUACCACAGCGGCCGACUAGAAGGAGUGAUCACACUCCAUGUAGACGAUUUAUGCAUGGGAGGAAGUCUCAAAUUCCAACAGUCUGUGCAGCAGCCACUUAGGCAGAUGUUUCCUUUCAAACAUUGGAAAACACAACAGGGAGAGUUUUUGGGCAAAUGGCUUGAACAACAAAGCGAUGGGAGCAUCAAGAUUUCUCAAGAGCAGUAUGCUAGUUCUGCGAAGGGCAUCGAGAUUUCUAAAGAGAGACGUCGUGAGAAGAGUGAACUUGUGGACGAGAGUGAGAGACAGCAGAUGAGAGCUGCCCUGGGGGGCAUCAACUGGUUAGUCAGUGGCAGUCGCCCGGACUUAGCUGCAUGGUGUUCCUUGAUGCAGCAGCGAGUCAAUUGCGCAUGCGUCUCUGACCUGAUAGAAGUGAACAAGCUGUUAAGCCUGGCUCGCGAUCAUAGCAAGUCUUACAUAUGGGUAAAGCCCAUUCCAGUAGAUUCAGUUCAGUUUAGCGUGCUCACCGAUGCUGCCUGGGCCAAUGCUCAAGAUCACUGCAGUCAGGCUGGCUACAUGAUUGCCGCGUGUGACAGUCGACUGUCAGCGGGCUUGGCAGAGGCUCGAUGGGUGCGUUCUAUGUGGUGCGAAGCCAUAUGCGAAAGUUACGCGCUGCAUGAGGAUCUAGCCUUCAGUGUCAAAGUGCCCAUCACAGCAGUCAUUGACUGCAAGCCUGUCUUCGAUCAUGCCAAGAGCUCCACAGUAUCCAUCAAAGACAAGAGAAUGGCCAUCGAAAUGCUGCUCUUGAAGAAAGACAUAAGCAAGUAUGGCAUCAGUCUGAGAUGGAUGGCAACGAGUCAGAUGAUCGUAGAUGUGCUCACGAAGCGAGGGGCACCGAUGGCCUUGUUCCGACAAGUCUUAAAGGUCUCCUUUACUAUCCUAGGAUAUCUUGAGGAAGCUCGAUGGAAAGGUGAAGAUGUGGCGGGCGCCCUUCGACUCGGAGGAUCCUUGCCUGGGCGGCCCAGGCUUGACCCCCAGCUCCGGGCCGCCCUCGGAGGCAACGAUCUUCCGUCAUCUGCCAAGUUGCAUGUCUCGGCAGUGAAGGGUACGCCUCGCCUGCCUUCACAAACGGCCGCGCCGGUCGGAGUGGAGGACAGCCGCGACAAGGAUGAUAGCCGGUGGGGAACGAACUCCUGGAGUGGGAGCUCCUGGCGCUCGGACGCAAGGCGAGGCCCCGCAGCCGAACCUGCAGCCAAGGGAGGCUCCGGCGAAGGGCGAGGUCGUUCUGCUUCCGUGAACUUGACGGCGCUGGAGGCGAGCACGGGCUGA